UAUACUUGUGAUCCCCCUCCACUUUUCACAAUUUCACCCACUAAAAUCAGAACUAUUGUAGAAAAAUUCCUGCUUUGCUUUUCUGCCCUUUUGGUUUUAUCUCUGUCUUGGCCUUCUUGCCGCUGCUGAGUAAAUUUGACGGCUCCAUCUUCACUCAUUGUUCAAAGGGCUUUUUUGGCACUCUGAAACGACAAUGCUUAAUUUGGGUCGGAAAGCAACGAAGCGGCUGCUAGCGUCUAGAAUAAAUUUCAGCACAGCCAAACAACCCAUUCCCUACUCGUAUGUCCGUCUUCCCUUGGUGAUGACUCCAGACAUGAUCGAUGCGAAGAAACGUCAAUCACUGCGGGAUAAAAUUCACUCAGAGAUGGAAUUUGAUAAUUCGAACAACCCAAUUUUUCCUCCUAAAGUGGUUGAUCGCAUAAUGAGCAAUGAUCUCCAUGUGUUGAAGGGUUUGUUGAACGAUUUCAGGAGGUUGAGCCGGGGUGUUAGAAGGGGUAAGGAUGAUGUGAAGUUGAAUCUUGAGGAGUUGAAUGCGGAGGAUGUUGAUGUAGUUCGUAUGGCUCGUCGCGUAAUUCAUAUGUACAACCAGCACAAUCACAGGAACCUUGAAUUACGGAGGGUGGCUCAUGUGCUGCCUGAGCCCCAUCCCCUGUACAGCAAUAUGUUGGUCGAAGCUCGUGACCCACUUGCUCAUGGUGCGCGCAUCAAAGUCCAAGCCUCAUGUUCCAUCCCCUUGAAUGAGAUCUGCAACUUUUACGCUCCCAAACCAGUCCCGUUUAUGAAGGUGAAUUGCAAAGAUAAAAAGGAGGCUAAAAGGAGAAGGGACCUCAAGGAUGUGUCUAAAACUGACUGUGAGGCCCUCCUCUUUGCCAAUCUCAAGAAUUGUCCUAUAAUGGACAAACGGUUGGGUCUUAACAAAGACAUCAUCAAACGGAACUCUUUGACUCGUGGCAAGGUUAUUAGGCUUGUCAACGAUGAUGCUGCCAUACUUGCGAAAUUUGCUGUUCAGGAGCAGAAUAAUAUUGGAAAUCAGCGAGUACGCCUUCGAUUUGCGAGGGUCGUUGGAGGAGCUUGGGAGGAGUCGAUAUCCAAGAAUGUUAUCCUUUACCAUGUUCUACUGGUAGCAUCAGAGGGUGGGGUUGAGACAAAAUUCUACGCUGCAAUCAUUAGGAAUGUCGGGAAAAGUUAUUGUGGCCAGCCUUACCAAUGCAUCGAGUGGGUUCUUGCUUCUUCUAGAAAGACCAUGCCUUUACCGUGUUGAGUUACAAAUGUACUUAAGUUUCGACUUCAUGGAAGACAUGGAUGACGAAGAGAAGUACGACCUCGAGAUCCUUGAUUGGUGGAAAACACAAAGCACGAAACAUCCAAUAUGGACGACAAUGGCUCGUGAUGUUUUUGCUAUCCAAGUCUCCUUUGUUGCUUUCGAAAGAGCUUUUAAUGCGUCAGGAAGGAUUUUAGACGAUAUAAGAACAAGACUAAAACCCGAAACACUUGAAAUGUGUGUUUGUUUCAAGGAUUGGUUGGAUGCCGAAAUUCGCUGCCAAAAGCGUACUUAUGCACAAAACGACGACGAUGAAGGAACGUAGGGUUCUACUAGCUCUCAAUCAAUUCAAUUGGCCGUUGAAGUUGAACAAGAAGAAGAAGAAGACGAAGACGAAGAAGAACAAGAAGAAUAAUUAGAUCAUUACAGACUAUUAAUUAUAGCUAAUUUUUGUAUUAUUGAACCCCGUAUAAUAGAAUAAGUUAUAAAGUUAAGUUAUUCAUAAA
Messenger RNA from Chenopodium quinoa (quinoa), 1767 nucleotides. RefSeq lists its product as uncharacterized. Bases 194 to 1261 code for a protein of 355 amino acids. NCBI's taxonomy places the organism in Eukaryota, Viridiplantae, Streptophyta, Magnoliopsida, Caryophyllales, Amaranthaceae. The record is from RefSeq and is a predicted model, not a curated record. The transcript is spliced from 5 exons.